Molecule: messenger RNA, 1022 nt
Organism: Eriocheir sinensis (Chinese mitten crab)
Lineage: Eukaryota; Metazoa; Arthropoda; Malacostraca; Decapoda; Varunidae
Exons: 3
Coding region: 699-1022 (107 amino acids)
Source: RefSeq, a predicted model, not a curated record
AGUAAAUUUAAAUGAAAUAACACUUUCAUUGCCACACGAUAAACACACACACACACACACACACACACACACACACACACACACACACACACACACACACACACACACACACACACACACACACACACACACACGUUCCAAUCUCCCUCUUUCUCUCUCUCUCUCUCUCGUCCCGUGACUCCCUCGCCGUCCGUCCGACUCCCUUACGCUUAGUGUGGCUCUGGCAGCGGAAGGGGGAGGACGUCUGCGUAUCGGGCUCCUCACCCUGAGAUCACUGACCACUAGUACUACCGCCGCGUGUGUCUGUCCGUGCGUCUGCCAAAGGUGUUUCAGGAGUGUUGGCGCGGCGUGAACAGUGAACACAGGUGUGUGGCUGCAGGGGGGCGGGGUGCCGGCCCUGCACGGGAGGCUGCAAGGGACGGCCUGAGAGUGAGUCUGUGGUGCCGGGAACAUUGAUGGUGCCGGGCCGCGGUGCCCGACAGCCCGCGUGUGUGUGUGCGUCGGUGUUGAAGAGCCACGGCGGGCAUGAGGGCGGCGCCCCCCUCGCCCAGCCAGCCGGGGCAGGGGGCGCCGCGCCUGGACACUGCGUAGGGCGCGUGUUACCGCCUUAGCCCCCCAUGGUGGCGUGACCGCCCCUGGAGAGGGCGUGAGGCGCGACUCUCAGUCUGGAGACUCUGCUCGUGCCGCCCGCGCCGCCCAUGGUGGAGUGGCCGCCCCCCACCGUGGAGUGGCCCCCUCCCAUGGGCCUCGCGCCCUUCACCUACCUUGGGGAUGACCUCGGGGGGAGCCCCAUGGUCUCCCCGAGGUCCUCCCCACGCUCCUCCCCACGGGGCUCCCCGCGGGCGUCUCCAAGGGCGUCCCCACGGGCGAGUCCCCGCGCCAGCCCCCGCGCCUCGCCGCGCUCCACGCCGCGCCGCAGGUCCCGCGCCCAGUCACGGGACGGCACGCCCAUCGAGGAGCUGGUGGUGGUGAGCGUGCCCUGCAGGGAGCUGAAGUUGCGUUCGGGGCUGUCCCAAAAUUAG